AUGGAUAACUUAAUGAAAGAAAUAAAGAAACUUUCUGAGAAGCAAGACACUCUGAAGAAGGAAAUGACAGACAAACAAGAAGAAUAUUAUUUAAAAAGUGAUGAUGUCAAAGAUAUGGAAAAUGAAAUGAAGGAGUUUGGGGAAUUGAAGAAAGAAAUGAAUUAUUUGGCUGGAGAGGUGGAAACCCUGAAAGCAGAAACCAGGUUGGUGAAUGGUCCAAACCAUUGCUCUGGGAGAGUCGAAGUGCUAUACAAUUGGGCGUGGGGAACAGUGUGUGAUGAUGGAUGGGACCUGAGUGAUGCUCAAGUCGUGUGCAGAGAACUUGGCUGUGGAGGAGCUGUGUCAGCCCCCGAAGAAGCCCACUUUGGAAAAGGAAAAGAUCCCAUCUUGAUAAAUGAAGUCCAAUGCAAUGGGACAGAGGAUGCCCUCCACAAGUGCAUUUACAAAAUGCAUACAUUAUACGAGUGUCGUCAUGAAGAAGAUGCUGGUGCUGUGUGCUCAGAUCUCCGUUUGAUGAAUGGCACAAGUUCCUGCUCAGGGAGGGUUGAAGUUUUUCACAAUGACACGUGGGGGACCAUUUGUGAUGCUGGCUGGGAUUUACAAGAUGCCCAAGUGGUCUGCAGGGAGCUGGGCUGUGGAGAUGCCCCCAAAGCAUUGGGUGGAGCACACUAUGGCCAAGGAUCGGGCCCUGUUUGGCUGGAGAGCGUCAACUGUACAGGAGAAGAAGCAUCCCUGAAGGAGUGCCAGAAGGGAGGCUGGGGAGCGCACAGUUGCAGCCACAACCAGGAUGCCAGCGUGGAGUGUUCAGCUGUUGAAUCUUCCCUUGAGAUCAGCAUUCACCUGGGAGUGGCUGCCGUGGUCUUCCUUGCCUUGGUGGGGAUUGUGGCUGAGGCUGGAUGCAGGAGAAGGAGGAAGACCAUCAGGAGGAGGAGGAGGAAGAGGAGAGAGCAGCAGCCUUGGAAGGACAUUGGGAAGUUGGAAGGUAUCCAGAGAAGGGUGACGCAAAUGGAAGAAGAUGAGGAGGAAAAGCCCAAUGAGGAGAGGCUGAAGGAGUUGGGAGAGCUCCACUUGCGGAGACAUAAAGCUUGGACUGCUGAGCAAAGAGCUGAGUGGCCUUUCAGCAUGUGGCUCUCUCUCGGCAUCGCCUUCCUUGUAAUGAGCUCAAGUAUUGCAGAGUCAGACCACAUGGAGAUCAGGCUGGCAGAAGGUCCAAAUCUCUGCAGUGGAAGGGUUGAAGUCUUCCUUUCUGGUCAGUGGACAUCUGUUUGUGACGACAGUUGGGGCAUUGAGGAGGCCAUGGUUGUCUGCCGCCAGCUGGGCUGUGGAUCUGCAGUCUCUGCCACACAUGAAGCACAGUUUGGAAAUGGAAGUGUCCCCAUUGGCCUCGAUGAUGUCAGAUGUGGAGGGAUGGAAUCCGCCCUCAGUGAGUGCCCAGCAAGUCCAUGGGGAGAACACGACUGCAGCCACGAAGAAACCGCUGGGGUUAUAUGCUCAGGGCAGCUCUUGGGUUCUGAUCCUAUGCACCAAACAGAGAUCCGACUGGCAGACGGCCUAAAUAAUUGCAGCGGAAGAGUAGAAUUGCUCCAUCAUGGUGAAUGGGGCACCAUUUGUGGAGAUGGAUGGGGCGUUGAGGAAGCCACAGUGGUAUGCCAAGAGAUGGGAUGUGGAACUGCCAGCUUGGAUCAAAGGGGAACAUGGAAUGGGAGUGGAACCAGCCCCGUUUGGUUGGAUGACGUCCAUUGCAAAGGGACAGAAUCUUCUCUGCAUCAGUGCUUGGCAAGUCCUUUGGGGAGAUAUGACUGUGAUAGUGGGAAAACGGCUUCCGUUGUGUGUUCAGAGGUAAGGUUGGUCGAUGGUCCCACUCCAUGCUCUGGUCGAGUGGAGGUGUUCCAUAACAAGAGUUGGGGAACCGUGUGUGACAAUGGCUGGGAUUUAGAGGAUGCCCGUGUGGUGUGCCAGGAAGUAGGCUGUGGAGAACCUCUAGGAGCAGCCACUGGAGUGAGAUUUGGCCAAGGGUCUGGUCCCAUUUGGAUGGAUCAAGUGAACUGCACAAGGAAAGAGAAUGUUUUGAAGAAAUGUCUUCAAGAGAAGAGCCUCAACCUCACCUGUGACCACAGGAAUGAUGCCAGUGUGGAAUGUGCAGUAUGGAGCCCAUUAGAUGACACACAGGCACUUCUGGCCAGGUUCCACACUGAAAGAAGAGAGGAAGCGGCGCACACUGUCUUAGUGGCAACACGGGAGUCUUCCUGUGUUGCCUUCCCAGCAAUGAGGGGGAGUUGGAUGGCAACGCUUCCCCCCAUGGGGUGA
Anolis sagrei ordinatus is the source of this 2307-nucleotide messenger RNA. NCBI's taxonomy places the organism in Eukaryota, Metazoa, Chordata, Lepidosauria, Squamata, Anolidae. The record is from RefSeq and is a predicted model, not a curated record.